This is a messenger RNA of Euleptes europaea (tarantolino), 7701 nucleotides long. RefSeq names its product nuclear receptor binding SET domain protein 1 (gene NSD1). Bases 95 to 7438 code for a protein of 2447 amino acids. The transcript is spliced from 23 exons. Gene Ontology annotation, biological process: regulation of DNA-templated transcription. The record is from RefSeq and is a predicted model, not a curated record. Gene Ontology annotation, molecular function: histone H3K36 methyltransferase activity; protein binding. Gene Ontology annotation, cellular component: chromatin; nucleus. Lineage: Eukaryota; Metazoa; Chordata; Lepidosauria; Squamata; Sphaerodactylidae.
AGCGGGGAAAGGAGCGAGCGAGCAAAAGAGGCUGGCUGGCUGGCUGGCUGGCAGCUGUGGUGGAGACGGACCUGGUUGAUGCCCGCCCCUCAGGAUGGAUCAAGCCUGCGAAGUGAGCAGGAGGAGCUGCCUGUCGCCUUUCGCCAGCUCCUUAGCAUUAGAUGCCCCGGAGAGUGGGGGCAGCCCUUAUGGGGGGGAGGGUCAGAGCCGUAGCCCCGAACCACCUAAUGGUUGCACCAUGCAGUUACCCGCAGCAGCGUCCAAGGCUGCUGCGUUUGGCCAAGACCCUGCCUCCUGCUACAUCCCGCUGCGCAGACUGCAGGAUUUGGCCUCAAUGAUUAAUGCUGAAUAUCUGAAUGGCUCAAAAGAUGGCUCUGACUGUUUGCAGGAACUGGAAAGGAGCGACAUCUCCAGCCCUGAGGCCCCGGAGCUCUGCAGUUCUUCAGUCCUAGCUGACCCAGAAGACUUCGACAUCCAACAGGACACCGCGAGGCUGCUGGAUUUUGAGUCGCUCUCCCCUGGCUUGGAGGAGGAGGACAAGGAUGCAGAUUCUGGAACGUCAUUCCUAACGGCAGAAGAAAACCCAGAGGAAGGAAUUAAGUUCGUGAUGAAAAAUACAGCCAGGGCUUCCUGCAGUAAGGAGGCAGAGUUUGGAAAUGGGGCGGAACUGAAUCGGCAAAGCACCUCCAUAGAAGUUAGAUACAAUGAGGCCAUUUCUGCCCUGCUCUCACCCACCAUCCCUGCAGAGCAAAUACAAAGUAAUUCAUGCAAAGUAUCUGGAGUAGGAGCUAGAACUGAGAAAGCAAACCUACCUCCAGUGUCUUAUUUGCCUGGAGAUACAAAGUCGAAAAAAGAAAAAGAGUUCAGCAUUACAAAGGUAUCUGAAAAAGAAGAUCCAGGUCAGAGUCCCAUCACUUUAGGAAACUUGAUAGAAAGACUUGAAACUUCAAUCACUACAAAACCUUCAACAACAGGAUUACCAUCUGGUCGCACCAAGAAGAAACCUAUUCCUGUGAAGUAUGAAGCUGGAGAUCUUGUAUGGGCAAAGUUCAGUAGACGUCCAUGGUGGCCCUGUAAAAUUUAUCACGAUCCUAUGUUAGAUACGCAUACAAAAAUGAAAGUUUCCAAUCGUAGACCAUAUCGGGAAUAUUAUGUGGAAGCCUUAGGAGAACCAUCUGAAAGAGCCUGGGUUGUAGGAAAAGCUAUUGUAGUUUUUGAAGGACGACAUCAAUUUGAAGAUCUGCCUAUCCUUCGGAGAAGAGGGAAACAAAAAGAAAAGGGCUACAAGCACAAGGUUCCUAAGAAAUUUAUGGCUAAAUGGGAGAUCAGUGUUGGACUUGCGAAUGAAUGUCUUAAGCAGAAUGGUACUCAGAAAUGCAGACAGACUUCUAGCCAUCCAGACAAUGAGAAGGACAUGCAUUUAGUGGGAUCUUGUACAAAGGGCUCCUUAAGUGAAGAGUGCAAACAUCUGAAUGGAUGUUUUAGGUCAUUGGCAUUGGACUCUAAACAUUCCUCUGAUGAGAAGGCAAAGACAUCCAAAACGCAAAUAAAUAAAGGUUCUGAUACAAGGAGGAGAACUAGAGUAAGAAAAAGUAGCACCGAAUUGGAGACAUCCAAGAGGGACAGUGGGGGGAAAGUGGCAGUGAACAAAGUUAAAAAUAUGAUUACUACAGAUCUGCCAGAUAAGCAGGCAUCUCAUGAACUGUGCAGGAUAGCAAAGAGCCUAAUGGGAUCCAAAGGCACUGUGGAAAACUACUUGCUCUCUUCUUUUGGAGAGAGACAAUUUGACAAGAAGCCUAUGAAAACGGAAUACAAGGUCUCUGAUAGAGACUGCCAGCAGGAGGCACCCAAAGCAGACUUGAAGAAAAAGAAAAACCCAGCAGGCUUUAUAUGCAGUUCAAAACUGCAUCACCACUAUUCUGCAGCUGAUGCUGGAACAGAGAAAGAAAUGGAAUCUGAUUCAUUGGAUAAUAGUACCUGUGAUCUAGACCCCCUUGACCAAAGUAUAGCAGCAGCCCAUAGUCUCCUGAAAAAUGGUGAUUCUGGCAAUAAAAGAGGAAAGGAACUGUCUUCAAGAACCAUUAAACAUUCUUCACACGUCUCCAAAAACCACAAUUCAAGUUGCAAACCUCUGGAAGGAUCUCUAGAUACAAAUGCCAAUGUUGAAGCAGGAGGUGAGGAAUUCCGUGAGCUGCCCCUUGCAGCUGAGGUGGCUUCACCUUACAGGAAUGACAAUCUAACCCGUGUAGAUAAGCACACUACACUCCAAAGUAAGGGGUUUACAAGUCAAAUGGAUACAAAACAGCCUCCGUUCAGAAGUAUAAAAUGCAAACAUAAAGGAACUGCUGCUGGGACAGACUCCUCUGUUAAGGAAGACGAACGUAGCCCCAACUGCUGCUUUUCUGCUGCCAAAGUUUCUCCUGGGUCUCAGUUAGAUAUGCCUGCCAAAAGUGAAAAGGUUGAUGGCCCAAAGCUGCUGAACAGCACAAAUGAGAAGUCCCAUGAUUCUACUGAAAUAGAGACGGCAGUAGUGAAGCAUGUGCUUUCAGAACUAAAGGAGCUGUCUUGUAGGCCCAUGAAUGCUGAAGCGAAAGACUGUGGGCCAGCUAAGACUACAGGGCCCUUACUCUUUUCCUCAGUCUCUGGGCAGAAUCACUUGCCUAUUGAGCCUGAUUAUAAAUUCAGCACCUUAUUAAUGAUGAUCAAAGAUAUGCAUGAUAGUAAGACAAAAGAGAAACAGAUAAUGACUACUCAGAACAUAGUCUCUUAUAGGAGUCCUAACAGCGGUGAUAGUUCUGGAAAUAAUGCUCCAAGUGAUUUGACAUCUUUGCCUACAAAGGAAUCCACUCAUAAAUUAGAAAAAAAACGAGAUAGUGCUCAAGAACCAGAGUGUCAGAAACCCAAAGAAGUAUCACAGUCAGAAAAGAAACGCCUUAGAAAGCCAAGUAAACGGCUUCUGGAAUAUGCAGAAGAAUAUGAUCAUAUAUUUGCACCUAAGAAGAAAAAGAAGAGCCGGGAGUCGUUUCGGAAGGCAAGUUCUGUAGAGAAGCCUGAAGGCAAACAGGAUUGCAGCAGUGGCAAGCAAGGUCAGAAUAAACAUCUAGGAAAGAAGUACAUGGAUUCGGUCUCACCUGCUUCUUCAUCUAAAGAAUCUCCUCCAGUCCUUGAAGCUGAACGUAGUCUGACAGAUGACCCUGGGUCCCAUUCCAUGGAACCGAGGUCUGAAAUGCCCGUUUUGACGUUGUCUUCACCAAAUGUGUUGGAAACUGCUGCUGCUUCUCCUUCACAGAGAGAGGAACAGUUGGUGAAAUCAGGGAGCUUUGAGAGCAAGCGUCAGAGGAAGCCAACUAAAAAACUCUUGGAAUCCAAUGAUUUGGAUACCACAUUCAUACCAAAGAGAGAGUGGACUUCCAUAAAGAAGUGUUCUGAGGCUGGUCCUUUGGAUACUGAAAUGUCUGAGUUGUAUUCCACACCUCAAUUUCUGGACUCUGGUGAAGCUCCUGAAAAGACUCCAACAAAACAGAGAAAACGAAAGCGGCAGAGGCGAACUCUGUCUGCAGCUCCAAAUAAAAAAGAGAAGGGUGAAGAUGCUCUUGGAGAAACCUCAAACUCAGAGGGAGAUAGAGCUACUCAGGGGACAGUAGGAAGCCCCAAGGAGACUACUGAAGAGGGGUCCGAAAAUGACCAUGGAGUCCCUUCAUCCAAAAAGAUACAAGGGGAGCGUGGAGGAGGAGCUGCCCUCAAGGAGAACGUGUGUCAGAUCUGUGAAAAGCCGGGUGAGUUGUUGUUGUGUGAGGCGCAGUGCUGUGGCGCUUUCCACCUGCAGUGCCUUGGGCUCUCCGAAAUGCCGAUGGGCAAGUUCAUCUGCACCGAGUGUUCCACAGGGGUCCACACGUGCUUUGUAUGCAAGAGCAGUGGAGAAAAUGUGAAGCGGUGUUUGCUUCCUCUGUGUGGGAAGUACUACCAUGAAGAAUGUAUACAGAAGUAUCCUCCCACCGUCAUGCAGAACAAGGGCUUUCGAUGUUCAUUGCACAUCUGUAUGACCUGCCAUGCAGCCAACCCUGCAAAUGUGUCUGCGUCUAAAGGUCGCUUGAUGCGUUGUGUUCGAUGUCCUGUUGCAUACCAUUCAAAUGAUUUCUGCCUUGCUGCUGGGACAGUGAUCCUUGCUUCCAAUAGCAUGAUCUGCCCUAAUCAUUUUACCGCUCGGAGAGGCUGCAGAAACCACGAGCAUGUAAACGUCAGCUGGUGCUUCGUCUGUUCGGAAGGUGGGAGCCUUCUGUGCUGUGAGUCUUGCCCUGCUGCCUUCCACCGGGAGUGUCUGAACAUCGACAUGCCGGAAGGGAGCUGGUAUUGUAAUGACUGCAAGGCUGGCAAGAAACCCCACUACAAGGAGGUGGUCUGGGUGAAAGUGGGGCGUUACAGGUGGUGGCCUGCUGAGAUUUGCCAUCCUAGGACCAUCCCUGUCAACAUCCAAAAGAUGAAACACGUCACUGGUGAAUUUCCUGUGCUGUUUUUUGGAUCAAAUGAUUACCUUUGGACGCACCAGGCUCGAGUAUUCCCCUAUAUGGAAGGAGACGUGAGCAGCAAGGACAAGAUGGCAAAAGGAGUGGAUGGCAUUUACAAGAAAGCUCUGCAGGAAGCAGCUGUGAGAUUUGAAGAGCUAAAGGCUCAGAAGGAGCUGCGGCAGCUACAGGAAGACAAGAAGAACGAUAAGAAGCCUCCUCCUUACAAACAUAUCAAGAUAAACCGGCCUAUAGGCAAAGUGCAGAUCUUCACUGCGGACCUAUCUGAAAUACCCCGCUGCAACUGCAAGGCAGCUGAUGAAAACCCCUGUGGCCUAGACUCAGAGUGCAUAAAUCGCAUGCUGCUAUAUGAGUGUCAUCCAGCAGUGUGUCCGGCUGGGGAACGCUGCCAAAACCAGUGUUUCACCAAGAGGCAGUACCCAGAAGUAGAAAUCUUCCGCACUCUAGCCCGAGGCUGGGGCUUGCAAGCUAAAAGAGACAUUAAAAAGGGUGAGUUUGUGAAUGAAUAUGUUGGAGAACUGAUAGAUGAGGAGGAAUGCCGGGCCAGAAUCCGCUAUGCUCAAGAGCAUGACAUUACCAAUUUUUACAUGCUGACUUUGGACAAGGAUCGGAUCAUUGAUGCUGGACCAAAAGGCAAUUAUGCUCGAUUCAUGAACCAUUGCUGCCAGCCAAACUGUGAGACUCAGAAGUGGUCCGUGAAUGGAGACACCCGGGUUGGCCUUUUUGCCAUCACAAACGUCAAAGCAGGGACUGAGCUGACUUUCAACUACAACCUGGAGUGUUUGGGGAACGGGAAGACAGUUUGCAAAUGUGGCGCUCCAAACUGCAGUGGCUUUCUUGGAGUGCGACCGAAGAAUCAGCCUCCUGCCACCGAAGAGAAGUCCAAGAGGUUCAAGAGACGGCACGGCAAACGCAAGUCACAGGCGGAAAUCUUGAAGGAGCGAGAGGACGAAUGUUUCAGCUGUGGGGAUGGAGGACAGCUGGUCUCCUGUAAGAGGCCAGGCUGUCCCAAGGUGUACCAUGCAGACUGCCUCAACCUGACUAGACGUCCUGCAGGGAAAUGGGAGUGUCCUUGGCAUCAGUGUGACGUAUGUAACAAAGAAGCGGCUUCUUUCUGUGAGAUGUGCCCCAGAUCCUACUGCAAGCAGCAUCGAGAAGGCAUGCUAUUCAUCUCUAAGUUGGACGGGCGCCUGUCAUGUACAGAACAUGAUCCUUGUGGCCCUAACCCUCUAGAGCCAGGAGAGAUUCGUGAGUAUGCGCCUUCCACAGAAUCAGCAGCUGGCUGCAAAAACACUGAGUCACCAGGCCAGCAGCCUUCUGCUACCGACCCAAAAUCUCAGCCAUCAGAGAAGCUACCUCUGACUGUGGCCCUGAGGCUGCAGCCCUCUGAUAAACCACCUUCCUCUUCAUUGGCUCUGAGAUUAAAGUCCUCAGAAAAGCCACCUGCCUCGGUUGCGCUGAAGCUACAGCCCUCAGAUAAAUCACCCUCCGCAGUGGCACUGAGGCUGCAACCAUCCGACAAACGAUCCUCCACCCUAGCCCUGAGUUUAAAACCUUCAGACAAAAGGUCCUCUACCCUGGCCCUGAGGUUAAAGCCCUCAGACAAACUAUCCUCAGCCCUUGCCCUUAGGUUGCAGUCAUCUGACAAGCCACUCUCUGCUGUGGCUCUUAGGCUACAUCCCUCAGAAAUAUCACCCUCCACUGUGGCCCUGAGGCUACAGCCCUCUGACAAAUUAGCCUCCACUAUAACCCAGAAGUUGCAAACCUCAGAAAAACUAUCCACUGUAGUUCAUGAGUUGCAGCCCCCAGACAAGCUGCCCUCCACAGAGGCAUCAGGACCUUGGGAUAAGAAACCCGCCGUAGAGGCAUCGGGAUCGAAGACAUCAGCCAAAAUUCCCACUGCAGAGACACUUGAGGCUGAGGUGGCAGAUAGGUCACCUGCAGACACACUUGGGACCCAGAUGUUAGACAAGCCAUCUGCUGCAGAGACACUGAAGCUCCAGGUGUUGGACAAGCAUUCAGAGCCUGAAUCUCUGAAUCUUCAGCCGCUGGAAGGGGCCGCUUCUGUUGGCCCACUGCCUCAGCCAUCAGGCAAGUCUGUCACUCCUGUGAGCCUGAAAUCUCAGCCAGUGGUCAGGCCAGCCACUCCCAUAGCCUUGAGGUCUAAACUAUCAGAAAAGCCAGUCACUCAUGUGGGAUCAUGGCCUCAGAUGCCCAACAGGCUUUCUACCCUAGUGGAUAGUAGGCCUGUGCCAUCAGACAAGCCUUCUACCACCGUAGGCCUGAGACCUCAGCUGCCAGAAAGGCUUCCAGCCCCACUAAGUCCACGGCCUCUGGUGUCAGAGAAGGCACUGAGGCCUGUUGACCAGAAUGCUCAACCAAAAGAAAGAGGCUCUAUGACCGUGGAGCAGAAUCCUCAACCAAAAGAACGGACAUCUGUAUCUGAUGAGCAGUCCUGUAGGCCUACAGGGAAACUUUCCACAUACACGGGACAAACAUCCUGCCCCCUAGAGAACUUGCAAAUACAUGAACAGAGCUCUUGGCUUGGUACAAAAGGACUGUCAUCUACAGAACAAUCACUUUGGACAGCUGAGAAACUGCAGGCCCCAGAGCCCAGUCUUUGUCCAGGCCAAGAAGUGGCAUCUGCAACCCCUACAGAGCAGACAUUUUGGUCAACAGGAAGAUUGUGUGCAUUUGAACAACCUCCUUGGCCUGCAAAAGAAGCUCCACGUCCUUCUGGGCAAACGUCGUGGCUAACCAGAAAUAUUCAGACAUUGGAGCAGAUCUCUUGGCUGCCUGGGAAAGCACAAACACCUGUGGGGCGGGACAUUUUGCCUUUGUCUGAACAAAAUUCGGUGCUAGUACUGAGCCAGGACUGUCCUGGCCAUGAACCUACUGAGUCUAAACCUAAGUGAAGCCAGUUUAUGAUACCAGACGGGUCACCGUUAUUGGGUUGUUUUUUUUUUAAUUGUAUAGGGAAGGGUAUUUUGUUUUUUGGGGUUUUUAAAAAUUUUACUUCCCCAGACCCUUAACAUCCAACACAUCCCACCCACCCAGUUAAGAGCUAUACCAGUACACGUAUCUAAAUCUGAAUGAUGCCCAGCCAAGGAGUAAGAAUGUAGAUGGUCUGUUCCUUCUUCGUUUUGCAGACAAUAAAGCUGAAAUCAUGGAUUCCACU